Nelumbo nucifera (sacred lotus) is the source of this 2722-nucleotide messenger RNA. RefSeq names its product BTB/POZ domain-containing protein At1g03010-like. Gene Ontology annotation, molecular function: protein binding. Lineage: Eukaryota; Viridiplantae; Streptophyta; Magnoliopsida; Proteales; Nelumbonaceae. The record is from RefSeq and is a predicted model, not a curated record.
UGAUCCAACACAGGCAGGGCCAUCUGGGAAACCAAAGAUGAAAAAUGCAAUUCUGGAAGUACUGCAAAUCUCUGAUUUCCCAUCAGAAUGUUUUACCUGAGUACCUCUGAAAAUGAACAAAAGAACAUUUUUGUGGUAUGAUUCCAAGUGCCUAUCUUCCUGAUAGGUACAGCAACGUGACGAAUCAUGACAGUUAGGUUUAAUCCUGGCCUCAACCUGAAACCUGAAAAAUUUUUAGAAGAAAUUAGACCCUGGCACUAAAGAAUUUGAGUUUGGGCUCCCCACAGUACUGAAAAGUUGGCAUACACAGUUGUAUGACUAUGACAAGCUUUGUAGACCAUUCAGGACACAGAAACAAAACACAGCUUCCGAAUAAAACCAAAGAAACCCAGAUGGCCUGUCUGUCCCAUCCCCUGCAACUAAAUGUGAUUUGGUGCAUCAAGGACUUUAAAACUUUCAAGCAAUUCCAACUUUUGGAAUCUUGAAUGGAGCUUUCCACCUUCAGUGACUCAACCUUAUCCUUUUUGGACUUAACCCUCUGUGGAAAUCAUAUUUGGAGUAAAGUUCUUAGAUAUAUUCACAUGCUUUCUUAUCUGGGCCGACUAUGUUGAAUCAUAAAAUCCUAAUAGAUCACAUUUUACAUUAUUUUGAUUGAUCAAUUGUUCAAAUUCCACAUGUCACUGGCCUCAAUAUUUUUGGAGCUUAUGGUUUCAAAACAUUGUGGUUGCAGUUGACAUCAUUGGUUUUCUACACAGCUGUUGAAUUAUUUGCAUUAACAAAUAUGCCGAUUUCUGACGUUUCUAGUGAUCUUAUUGUUGAAGUAGGAGCAGUAACUUUUCCAAUUCACAAGUUCCCUCUGGUUUCUCGGAGUGGAAAGAUUCGGAAACUUUUGUUGGAAGCAAAGGAUUCCAAAGUUUCAAGGAUAAAUCUUCCAUCUGUUCCAGGUGGAUCAGAGGCAUUUGAGCUAGCUGCAAAAUUUUGUUAUGGUGUGAACAUAGAGAUCACACUAUCAAAUGUCGCCAUGCUACGAUGUGCAGCUCAUUACCUGGAAAUGACAGAGGAGUUUUCUGAGAAAAACUUGGAAUACCGAACGGAAAUAUAUAUCAAGGAGAUGGUGAUCUCGAACAUCUCAAACUCCAUAUCUGUUCUUCACCACUGUGAAACUCUCCUUCCCAUAGCAGAAGAGAUCAACUUGGUCAGCAGGAUUAUCAAUGGGAUUGCAUCUAAUGCCUGUAAAGAGCAGCUAACAUCUGGCUUAUCUAAAUUAGAGCAGAACUUUGCUGCCAAACCCAUCACAAACAUAGAACCAGAGACACCAUCAGACUGGUGGGGAAAAGCACUUGCCAAGCUUAAUCUAGAUUUCUUCCAACGUGUUCUAUCUGCAGUAAAAUCGAAAGGCCUGAAACAGGAUAUGAUCAGCAAGAUCUUGAUAAACUAUGCACAUAACUCUCUUCAAGGUAUCAUAGUCAAAGACCCUCAAUUGAUUAAAGGAAGCAUACUAGAUUCAGAAUUGCAGAAGAAACAGAGAGUGAUUAUAGAAGCAAUCGUAGGUUUGCUACCAACCCAGUCAAGAAAGAGUUCAGUACCAAUGGCUUUUCUUUCCAGCCUGUUGAAAACUGCAAUAAUUGGGUCAGCUUCUACUGCUUGCAUAGCUGAUUUAGAGAGGAGGAUGGGACUACAGCUAGACCAAGCAAUUCUUGAAGAUAUCCUCAUACCAGCAAACUCACAUGGCAACAAUCAUCAUUCACUGUAUGACACAGAAACAAUAUUGAGAAUCUUCUCCAUCUUCCUGAACUUGGAUGAAGAUGAGGAGGAGGAGAACUCGAGGGACGAAAGUGAAAUGGUUUAUGACUUUGACAGCCCUAGAUCUCCUAAACAAAGCUCAAUUCUUAAGGUGUCAAAGCUUUUGGACAAUUAUCUUGCAGAAAUUGCACUAGAUCCAAACUUGAUGCCAUCAAAGUUCAUUGCUCUAGCAGAAUUACUUCCGGAUCAUGCUCGUAUCAUGAAUGAUGGGUUAUACAGAGCUGUUGAUAUCUUUCUCAAGGUUCAUCUCAACAUGAAGGAUUCUGAGCGCUACCGACUCUGCAAAACCAUUGAUUGUCAAAAAUUAUCUCAUGAAGCCUGCAGCCACGCAGCCCAGAACGAAAGGCUGCCUGUGCAAAUGGCUGUGCAAGUGCUGUAUUUUGAGCAGAUAAGGCUUCGGAAUGCAAUGAAUGGAGGUCACAAUCAAUUAUUCUUUGGUUCAACCAAUACCCAAUUCCCUCAACGUUCAAGCAGUGGUGCCGGUAGUGGGGCCAUAUCUCCAAGAGAUAACUAUGCUUCUGUGAGAAGAGAGAACAGGGAGCUAAAGCUUGAAGUAGCACGGAUGAGAAUGAGGCUAACUGAUCUGGAGAAGGACCAUGUCUCUAUGAAACAGGAGCUCAUUCGAUCAAAUCCUGCUAAUAAGAUGCUCAAAUCUCUCGCCAAAAAAUUAAGCAAGCUCAAUGCCCUAUUCCGGAUAAGAGAUGUAAAACCAAUUGGGUCCAGGGCUAAUUCAGAAGCUCGAUUUCUAUUUCAGAAGCGAAGGCGCCACUCUGUUUCAUGACCAUAUACGUCUGUAUAAAGAGUUGUAUAGAAUUUAUAUGUAAUAUUGUGAUCAUGUCUAAUCUCAGAUUGAUAGUUUUGAGAAUCAAUUCUGUGUUCAAUGUGGUAACAUUCUUGAGUAUCUGAUGAGGUUUUGUGA